CGAGCGGAGCCGAGCGCGGCCGAAGCGGAGCCGAGAGGGGCCGAAGCGGUGCCGGGCGAGGCCGAAGCGGAGCCGAGCGCGGCCAAGGGGGCGCGAUGGCGGCGAAGCCGCCGCCCAAGCCCUGGGAGUCUCGGCGGCUGCCGGGCACCGCGACCGCCUUCCAGUCUGCUGACUUGGGUGACAAUCUGCUGACCAGGCCCGGACAGCCCACGGUGGCACGAAUCCCUCCACCCAUUUUGCCAAGACCAUCCCAGCAAACAGCAAGCAGCAGCCUGAGCGCCUUCAGGCCGGCCUACAGCUCCUUUUCCCCAGGCUAUGGCUCAUAUGGCACCUCUUUCUAUGGCAGCUAUAGCCCCUACAGCUAUGGCUACGGAGGGCUUGGCUAUAACCGCUUCUGUGCCGAUGGCAUUCCCCCCAGCAGGUUUGUGCAGCAGGCUGAGGAAAGCAGUAGAGGGGCCUUCCAGUCCAUCGAGAGCAUCGUGCACGCCUUCGCCUCGGUCAGCAUGAUGAUGGAUGCGACCUUCUCGGCUGUCUACAACAGCUUCAGAGCUGUGCUGGAUGUGGCCAACCACUUCUCCCGCCUCAAAAUUCACUUCACCAAGGUGUUUUCAGCUUUCGCUCUAGUGAGAACUAUAAGGUACCUCUACCAGCGCCUGCAGCGAUUGCUGGGUCUGCGGCAGAGCUGCGAGAACGAGGAUUUGUGGUCUGAGAGUGAGGGCAAAGUAGCUCGUGCUGGCCUUGAAGACAAGGUGGCUAACUCUGCAAAAUCCUGGCCCAUUUUCUUGUUCUUUGCUGUUAUAUUGGGAGGCCCCUACCUGAUUUGGAAGCUGCUUUCUACAUACAGUGAGGAAGAAACAGUGUCUAGUAACUGGGCGAGUGGAGAAGAUGACCAUGUAGUUGGAAGAGCAGAAUAUGAUUUCAAUGCUCUCUCAGAAGAAGAAAUUUCUUUCCGUGCUGGUGAUAUGCUAAGAUUAGCACCCAAAGAACAACAACCCAAGAUCCGUGGUUGGCUUCUGGCUAGUUAUGAUGGGCAAACAACAGGACUUGUGCCAGCUAAUUACAUCAAAAUCCUGGGCAAAAGAAGAGGUAGGAAAACAGUGGUCCUGGAAAGGAUUCCAGAGCAGCAGCCAGCAUUUCCCAGCACUGCUGUCAGAGGAGCCCCUGCUGCUGUGACUUUAGAGGAGCAGGAGGCUGCUUUUGAAACUGUUUUUGCUAAAAGCAGCAAAGUUCCCAUUGCAUUGGACUCCUCUGUGGCUGGAGGAGAGAAGCAGGAACUCUGAUGCACUUUGAUCAACAAAGCAACUGAACUGUGCUUUAUUGAUACCACUUAGGGUUUGUUGAAAAUGUGGUUUGUAGUGGAGCAUUGGUGGGUCUGUACCAGUUCUUGCUGCUACUGGCUGGUGAAGGGAUGGAGAAAUGAUUGCUCAAAUUUGUGGUAUUUAUUUUUGACUCACCUGAGGCUGUACGUCAGUGAUUCUAUCCACCCACCUGGCAGUGACUCUGAGAUCUUGAGAUAGGAGAAGUGAGGCAUUCAUAAAAAAGCAAACAAAGGAAAAAAAAUAGGGACUGUCAUUCUUGCUUAGGAGACAAAUUAACACCCAGUCUUCUUAGGAGCAUCAAGCUCUUCAAGAGAUGUGCAAAGGGAAGAUUGAUUUCUGUAAGAUGUUCUCCAAAACAUCACCCUCAGAAUCAUAAAGGAGUAACAGCUCAUUGUCUCCCUGUGAAAAGAGGGAGAGUUGCAGGAGAUGCACACAAUGAAAUAGUUAGAAGGUUUAAGUUUCUUUCUAUAAGAAGUAGGGUUCUGUUAUAAAGAACUUAGCUCUCAGGGAAAAAAGGACUUGGGAGGAAGAGAGGAUAAAUAGAGUUUACAAAGGGAGAGCAGUGAGGCAUCACCAGUAGGUCCAAGCAGUUCUAUUUUGUCUAUUAAAAGGAUAUUAGAGUAAAGGGUAUUCUGCAGUCAGGCACUCAUUAGUUGUUACUCCCUUAACUAUGCAUCACAUUUAGCCAUUUUGUGAUGUAGCCUGUCAGCUACCAUCUGCAUCUCAACUUAUUUCUGUCCUUUAUUGAUUUUACAUGACUGUCAAAAUAUCUCUCCUGCAUUUUUGAGCAGUAGGAAAGCCUUGAGUUAGAGGAAGCUGAAAAAAAAAAAAAGUAACAUUUCUUACUUAAUUGUCUCAGAGAAGGUCUUGGAGUUGGACAAACUUUUCAUGCUGCCUUUCAGGUGGUAAAUUUUGCAUCUGCCCAUAAAAUUUCAGGGCUCCAGUUUAUCAAAAGCCAUAGAAAUAUUAGGACUGUUUAAAGUAUUUUCUUCAUGCGGGUGUUUGAGAAUUCUUGAAAUUUUUUGUUAAAUGAAACAAAGAUAAGUGAAACUUUUUUUUUCCUUGUAGUAUGUAUGUAUAAUGUGUUGAACUUCUGAAGGUUACAUCAGUGGAUUAAAUAACUACGUUGGUCUUAAUCAUUGAAAUAGCUGUUUUAUUUUAAAGUUUCUUGAAAAUAUAAGUAGGGCACAGCCUUUUCUUGAUUGAUUGAGUAGUUUCAGUUUAACCAUUCCUACAGGGAUCUUCAACACCCAUUAUGUGUUAACAAAGCUUUCAGUAUUUAUAUUUUUAUGGCAUUUGCUGGCCUUGGGUUCUUAGAGGUCUGUUCAACACAACAAAACUCUAAAAAAAUUAGCACAAUUUUAUCGAGGUAGAGCGGAAAAGACAAAUAUUAUGCUGGAACCUUGAUUUGAAAGUAAUCUCUGAAUGUUAAUAAAUAGAACGUGAAUUUAAGUGGUUGUCCUCAGGUAUUGGGAGAUGGUGAUUAGAAUAAUUUAUAGUAAAUUGUUAGAUUUUCAAGUGCAGAUCUAAAGGAAAAGGUAGUUAAAGGGCAAAUGAAAACCUUGAGGUUUAAAACAGAUCAUGUUCCCAAGAUAUUGCCCUGUAUACCAGAAAAUUAUCUUGAAAAUUAUAUCUGCUGUUGAAAUGAAAAUAGCAAAAAAAAUCUGAAAUUGAAAAUACAGAGAACAAAAGGGGAGAGGGGUGUAUCAAGUGUACAGUUCUGUGUGCAGAGUGUGGCCCUGGAGGGAAUUAAUUUACAGUUCUGAGAUGUAAUUAGUCGACUGUCAGUCUCUCCUGUCAGUGAAAGAUUUAAAUCAGAGGAAUGGUCUUUAAAUGAAUGACUAAAUAAACCCCAAUUUUUUUUUUUUUUUUUGAGAGUAUCCAGGGAGUUUUUUGUUUUCUGGCUGUUUUGGGUUGUUUUUUUCUGUUUUCUCUUCUGUUUUCUGGCUCGGAACAAGUUGAGAAGACAACACCAUGAUGCUUGUUGGAAUGUUUUAAGUCUUAUUUUUAGAAAGAUAAAUAUAUUUUCACUAUAAAUAUAUUUUCACUUCCAGGUCACACUAUUUUGACAACAAUUCUUUUAGCAGGAAGAUAGGUUAUUCUUACCUGAGUUGUCUUUGUAUUUGUUUGACUUAGCCUACAAGUCACUGUCAUCAUUGUAUCCAUUAAAUCUCAACAAGAAUUUUGAUCCUUUCAAUCUUGCAAUUACCUUAAUUGGAAAAGAAGGCUCUGAGGAAAUGAAGUCAAGUUAUUUAACUCACAAUUAAUUGUAUUGAUUACAGAAGGGUAUUAAAGUUCAUUGAAGUAAAAUACGCA
This is a messenger RNA of Taeniopygia guttata (zebra finch), 3635 nucleotides long. The record is from RefSeq and is a predicted model, not a curated record. Lineage: Eukaryota; Metazoa; Chordata; Aves; Passeriformes; Estrildidae.